Molecule: messenger RNA, 1059 nt
Organism: Plasmopara halstedii
Lineage: Eukaryota; Oomycota; Peronosporomycetes; Peronosporales; Peronosporaceae
Product: gag-pol polyprotein
Exons: 2
Coding region: 1-1059 (352 amino acids)
Molecular function (GO): zinc ion binding; nucleic acid binding
Source: RefSeq, a predicted model, not a curated record
AUGGAAGACUCGCAACUGCCGCUGGUCCGGUCGUCAAGUGGUGCGCAUGAUGCAUGGUCGCGACUGGAAGGACACUUCGAGAAGAGAAAUCUCGCCAACAAGCUCUUUCUUCAUCGACGGUUCUUUACAACUAUGAUGGAAGAAGGUGAUGAUGUUCUUGAACACAUCAACAAGCUCAAGACGCUAGCGGAGCAGCUCGACGCUGUGGGUGCUCCAGUUAGCGAGGACGACUUGGUUAUCACGUUUCUUAGAAGUAUUAGUGAUUCGUACCAGUUCCUCAUAACAGCAUUGGAAUCGCGUGCGGAUACUUUGACUUGGGAGCUGGUGACAUCACGGCUCCUACAUGAAGACAUGAAACGCAAGGAGCAGGGCGGCGAUGGAGCAGCGCCUGGUCAAGCGUUUAUGAUGAAGGAUGCGAAGCGCAAAGGACGACCAGCGAAGAAAACUGGUGCGUGCCAUAAUUGCGGGAAACAAGGACAUUGGGUCGCAGAUUGCCCCUCGCGAGUCCAGAACGAUACUGAACGAUAUCGAUUGCAGCGAGCAAACGUUGCGCAAUUUGAAGAUUCUGGUGACCAUCUUUUCGCAAUUGGCGGUAGCAGUGACUCUGUUCAGGCGAAUGAUGUAUGGCUGGUCGACUCGGGGGCGACUCAGCAUAUGACAAGCUCGAAGAAAUUCAUGAGGAACCACAAGGCGUUUUCUCCUAUUGACGUACAUCUGGCAGACGACGGGGUCGUACAAGCUUUCGGCAGCGGCGACAUUGUCAUGUCAAUGAAGACUUCGUACGGAAUAAAGAAGGGUGUGCUGACAAAUGUGUGGCACAUUCCCAAGUUGUCAAGAUAUUUAUUCUUAGUUGGGCGCUUCACCAAGGACGUUGGGCCUGUUAUCUUUGACAAGGAAGGAUGCUUCGCCGAGACGAAAGGUGUCAAGUGGAGGAUUGGUGCACGCGAAGGAAAAGGAUUGCUUCGACUUCAUAUGACCUCCGCCGUCGGGCCCUCAUAUCGCGAGACGGUGGAACGCUUGGUGCCGAUGAAAACGGAAAUUAUUGCACUCCGUGCUUAA